GUGUUGCCUACGUCAUCAUUCUGCGCCAGUGUUUGUGUGGAAGAUUUGACGAGGAUGCCUUUUGCAACAACAGCUCCAAAUUAAAUCAGUUAUUCAUUUUUUAAAUCUUGUAUUGUUAGUCCGAUGCCAAUUAAACAUGUUUAUGCCAAGAGCUCUCAAGGUGAAGCGAUCCAGUGAGCGUCCAAAUGUCGUUUUACAGAAGAAAAGUAAGACAGAUGAAGAUGAGGCUGUAGGUAGCUCUGAGACACAUGUUCAAAAUGAUGUGUGUGACCAAAAAAUACAGAGUGAAGCCGAGCAUGAGUCUCCUUUACAAGAAUCAGAUGAUGAGGACGAACCCGUGAAAUCAUUCAAGAAGAGCCAGAGAUGGCCAGAGCCUGGGGAACCAGUCUGUGUUAUGUGUGGACGCUAUGGGGAGUAUAUUUGUGAUCGCACAGAUAAUGAUGUCUGUAGUCUUGAAUGCAAAGCCAACCAUCUGGCUAAAAUGGGACUGGGGACUGGGGGAGAAGUCUUCAAUCGUGAGAGUGUUCUUACAGAAGACAGGACAUCUCCCCAUCAGCCUGUUGGUAAUGCAGGUGCCUCUGAACCUGAGUAUUCAUACAAGGAGGACUUUUUCAUAUCAGGCCUGUCUGAGGAACAGGUGAAGCGCAUACAACAGGAGCUGGGCAUCAGUACUAAGGGACAAGAUGUCAUGAAGCCAAUAGUUGAAUUUGAACAUUGCCGCUUCCCAGUGACUCUUGCUGCCAACCUGAAGAAGGCUGGCUAUGAGACUCCAACCCCAGUCCAAAUGCAGAUGGUUCCCGUUGGUCUUAGUGGCAGAGAUGUGAUUGCAACUGCUGAUACUGGCUCUGGGAAGACUGUGGCCUUCUUACUGCCUGUGAUAAUAAAAGCUCUAAAGAAAAAGGUCCAAACUGUGAGCAGUCCAGUGGCUCUUAUUCUGACCCCCACCAGGGAGUUGGCAAUUCAAAUUGAGAAACAAACCAAAGAACUGAUUAUGGGACUCCCCAACAUGAGAACUGCCCUGCUGGUGGGUGGUAUGCCACUCCCUCCACAGCUGCACCGCCUCAAAAGAAGUAUCAAGAUUGUCAUUGCGACACCAGGAAGACUUAUUGAGAUCAUCAAGCAAAAGGCAGUGAUCCUGGACACAGUGGAGAUUGUUGUUGUUGACGAGGUUGACACUAUGUUGAAGAUGGGUUUUCAACAGCAGGUGCUGGAGGUUUUGGAGCAUGUACCUGAGCACCAUCAAACUUUGUUAGUUUCAGCCACUAUUCCAACAGGGACAGAGGAGCUUGCUGCUCGAUUGGUUCAAGACCCCGUUCAUAUUUCAGUUGGGGAGAAAAAUCAACCCUGUGCCAAUGUCAGACAGAUAUUGCUGUGGGUAGAGGAACCCUCUAAGAAGAAGAAGCUUUUUGAUAUACUUCACGACAGUAAACUAUACCAGCCUCCAGUGGUAGUAUUUGUCGACUGUAAACUGGGAGCAGAUCUCUUGUGUGAGGCGGUCGCCAAGGUGACAGGACUAAACUCUGUCGCAAUGCACUCUGACAAGACUCAGUGGGAGCGCAACCGUAUAAUUCGUGGCCUUUUGGAUGGAGAUUUUGAAGUGGUGGUCAGCACUGGUGUGUUAGGCAGAGGCCUGGACUUGGUUAAUGUCAGACUAGUGGUUAAUUUUGACAUGCCAAAUUCAAUGGAUGAAUAUGUACAUCAGGUGGGGCGAGCAGGUCGGCUGGGGCACAGGGGCACAGCCAUCACGUUUCUCAACAACAACAACAAACGACUUUUUCUGGAAGUAGUGAAUAGAGUCAAACCCACAGGUUCAAUUCUGCCUCCACAGCUGCUUAAUUCACCACAUCUCCAUGAGCAACAAAGAAGAGCAAAACUAAAAGCAGAGUCUAAUGACACAGUGGUGACACAGAACAAUAUUAUUGACAUUAUAAAGAAGCAUAAUCAUUCAAAAAAGUAAGUUUCCUUGACAUGUUCUGUCAUUUGUAGAAAAUUGUGUAAGCUGUUAUUAAAAUGUGCACUUUGUAUCAGUUGUUACUUAUAUUUAAAUAAAGACAGUAAUGAUAUUUUUCAGAAGUAU
Periophthalmus magnuspinnatus is the source of this 2077-nucleotide messenger RNA. It is a transcript of the gene ddx59, whose product is annotated as DEAD (Asp-Glu-Ala-Asp) box polypeptide 59. The transcript has 7 exons. The record is from RefSeq and is a predicted model, not a curated record. The coding region runs from base 137 to 1957 and encodes 606 amino acids. Gene Ontology annotation, molecular function: nucleic acid binding; ATP binding; RNA helicase activity. NCBI's taxonomy places the organism in Eukaryota, Metazoa, Chordata, Actinopteri, Gobiiformes, Gobiidae.